AUGACUACACUUUCCAGCUCAAAGGGCGUGAUCUACCUGGGGGAUGACACUACGUACGACAAGUCGCAGUUCCUCGUACCUCAGCACUAUUUGGACAGCAUCGAGUCGGUGCUGAUACCCAAAGGCCUCAUUGAAGACCGCGUCGAGAAGCUCGCGCAAGACAUUCGCUACGCUUACAAGGGUGAAACGGUGCACCUGUUGUGCGUGCUCAAAGGCGGCAGCGCCUUCUUCCACGCACUUGUGGAGAAGCUGCGACUGUUCCACAAGUACAACCAGUGCGACUACGUGCCAUUUACCUUCGACUUUAUCAAGGUGAAGAGCUACGAAGGUCUUAAGAGCUCAGGAAACGUCCAAGUGUCCGGAGCCGAUUUGACAAAGUUCCAGGGCAAGCAUCUUUUACUCGUCGAAGACAUCAUCGAUACUGGCAAGACGAUGGCCAAGCUCGUGCCGUUGCUUAGCGGCUACAAUCCGACGUCGGUGCGUGUAGCCAGUUUGCUGGAGAAACGCAACCCCGAGAGCUGCGGCUUCCAAGCGAACUUUGUGGGGUUCAGCAUCCCGGACAAGUUUGUCAUUGGCUACUGUCUCGACUACAACGAGGUGUUCCGCGACCUCGAUCACAUUUGCGUCAUCAGCGAGUCGGGUAUCGCCAAGUACGCUCAUACGUCAUAA
Molecule: messenger RNA, 669 nt
Organism: Hyaloperonospora brassicae
Lineage: Eukaryota; Oomycota; Peronosporomycetes; Peronosporales; Peronosporaceae
Source: the annotation of a GenBank genome assembly